AUGUCCUCUUCGCAGCUGCCCUUCUGGAAUGUUAAUGUCCCGCGGGACCUCUGGACAGAUGAGUGCCCAGAGUUCUUGCGGGAGUGCGGGGAGAAGGACCGCCGCAUUAUCGGCACUCCCAAUGCGGACUAUGUGCCGCUGACGUGGGACGAGGUCAAAACCAUCAUCAAGACCAACCGCAUCGACAAGUUUGUGCGCAAGCCUAGCGAGCUACGUAGAUAUCGGCAUUACACGUGGGAGUUGGUCAGGAACUACGGCUCCAUCAUGAACUUUGUCCUCAAUGAGCGCUUGAAAUGGGCGGACUUAACGCCCAAGGGCGCGCCGUUCAGCUGCCCAGAGGACAUUAAGAUUCUGCACAACGACUGGCCUUACGGCGUCGACGAGCGGAUCAUGCACCUGGUCGUGUGGACCAAGUUUGACCUAGAAGACGAUGCGACAACCGACGACCUGACGCCCAGGGCGCGCAGGGAGAUAGACGAUUACGUGCAGAAGACGUUCUGCAGGCGCGUGCCGCCGGAACAGGUCAUCUGGUUCAAGAACUGGCGGUCUCUGAAAUCGGUGCACGCAGUCGAGCACUUUCACGUCAUGCUCUUUGCGCCGGACGCGGGCUUUGUGGAUGGGGUGACCGGGGGCGACGUGCCGCUGUCGCAAAAGGCGCCUGCGGUCUAGUUCCGUAGUCGGAAGGGGAAAUGGGGAAAAAGUGGUGAAAAAUUGCACGGAACCCGUGGGAACCGUCAGGUGUGGCGCUCGUGUGGCUGAAGCCGUGACAACAAGGAAGGAGU
Molecule: messenger RNA, 782 nt
Organism: Aplosporella prunicola CBS 121167
Lineage: Eukaryota; Fungi; Ascomycota; Dothideomycetes; Botryosphaeriales; Aplosporellaceae
Exons: 4
Coding region: 1-669 (222 amino acids)
Biological process (GO): N-acetylglucosamine metabolic process
Cellular component (GO): cytoplasm
Source: RefSeq, a predicted model, not a curated record